Messenger RNA from Hypanus sabinus (Atlantic stingray), 1230 nucleotides. Its product is annotated as C-type lectin domain family 12 member A-like. The record is from RefSeq and is a predicted model, not a curated record. Gene Ontology annotation, cellular component: plasma membrane. The transcript has 5 exons. Bases 112 to 615 code for a protein of 167 amino acids. Gene Ontology annotation, molecular function: transmembrane signaling receptor activity. NCBI's taxonomy places the organism in Eukaryota, Metazoa, Chordata, Chondrichthyes, Myliobatiformes, Dasyatidae.
GAUGGACCGGACCGUAGAAUCUGCAUACUCUGCCUCGUUACGUCCGUCCUCUUCGUGACCGUGGUCGGGCUGUCGAUCUAUGUAUCGCAGAUUCAUCAGUCUCUUAAACGAAUGCACAUCGAUCUCCAUCACCAGUUCACUGACAUGGAAACGAAGUACAGAUCUAUUAACGAAACCAAGGCUCAAAUUUGUAAAUUUUUGACCAGCAGAAGAGAGACAAAGUGUCCCCAGGAAUGGACCGAAAAUGAAGACCGUUGUUACUUCAUAUCCACGUUUGGAACCUCUUAUGAUGGAGCGAGGCAAAAUUGUUCGGAACAUGAUUCAAGGCUCCUCGAAAUAAAUUCAAACAAUGAAAAGAAGUUUGUUUCCAACGCUGUCGAACGAUAUGUAACAUACUGGAUUGGAAAAUGCGCAGGCAGGAAUGUGGCCUCUGAUCUUGUGUACGAGUUAAGCUAUGAAACGCCCACCUGCAGUAAGUGCGGAUCGAGUUACCGUUACAGUUGCAAAAGUAAAUUCAGAUUCAUCUGCGAGAAGACGGCAUAUUUAUACCCGGAUAUUCCUGAAGAGGUCCAAGGUCUCUGUCAACUGCCUCUCGGGCCGACUUCAAUCAAGUGACCUCACCCCACUUCUCCCCAUUCAAUCUACCUCACCCUCACUCCCCCAUCCUUUCAUCCCCUCCUACCCUCACUUCCACUGCUUCCUACCCAAGCCUCCACUACUCACGUCCCCAUUCGCCACCCUACUCUCCCUCUCCCCAUCGAGACCACUCUUCUCCCCUUCCUGCCUCGAACUACCCCACUCCCUCCAUUUACUCCUCCUUCCUACUCACUCCUCUUCUCACUCUGCCCUUCAUCUCACAAACUCAUUCCGCUUCUUCCCAUUUAUCUCUGUCUCAUACUGCAGUCCCUGCCUCUCCUCACUCCGUUCUCUCCACCCACUCUUACAUCAAUGCUGUGCAUACAAGCUCUCGAUGCCCCAACCAAGGGGAAAAAAGGCUGUGUAUUCACCCUAUCUGUGAAUCCCCUGGCUUCAUACCCACGCUCCAAGGAGCAAAGUCCCAACCUUCUUGUCUUUUCUCCAUAACUCAGAGCCUCGAGUCCCGGCAACAUCCUCGUAAAUCUCCCUCUGCGCUCCUUCCAUUUCAGUGGCAUCUUUCCUGCAGGAGGGCGACCAAAACUGAACACCGCCCUCCAAGCGCGGCCUCACAGACCUUUCCGGCAACUACAACGU